Molecule: messenger RNA, 3428 nt
Organism: Fragaria vesca subsp. vesca
Lineage: Eukaryota; Viridiplantae; Streptophyta; Magnoliopsida; Rosales; Rosaceae
Exons: 5
Coding region: 1-2967 (988 amino acids)
Source: RefSeq, a predicted model, not a curated record
AUGGAGAAGUUGCGGCCAACGCGGUCCAAGCUUCCGAGCGGUUCUGAACGGCGGAGCUCCGGUGAGAGAUUCGCCUCCAAAGAACGAGCUUCAUCUCGAGGAAACAGGUUAGUUCAGAAGCAGAAGAAAUUGGGCUCUGAUUCGAGCUCUUGCAGUAGUGGCUCUACAGGGGAAGAUCCGUUGACGUUUGAGUUGGGGUGGAGAUCUUCAAAGCAAGCUGGUGGAGCUCCAAUAAAGAAACUAUUAGCUGAGGAGAUGUUGAGAGAAACUGAAUCGAGAAGGAGAUCACCAAGUGUUAUCGCCAAAUUGAUGGGUCUUGAUGGGAUGCCGCCCCAACAGCCCAUCGCUCAUAAACAACAAAAAGGCAUUCCAGAGAAUCGUCACCAGAGGACAAGAUCAGCAGAGAAAGAGCACAGAAGUGGCGUGUGUUAUGACCACCGGUCAUCUAGGAAGAACUCAAAGGAGCAGCAGGAAUUUAAGGAUGUGUUUGAAGUUUUGGAGACUUCCAAGGUGGAAAGUUGUAGUUACUCAUCACGAGCAGCUGCUAACACCAAGCUCAGUGAUGCAGAGAUGGCCUUUGUUCGACAGAAGUUCAUGGAUGCUAAACGACUUUCAACUGAUGAGAAGCUACAAGAUUCAAAGGAAUUCCACGAUGCCCUUGAGGUGUUGGAUUCUAACAAGGAUCUUCUGUUGAAAUUUCUUCAGCAACCAGACUCAUUGUUCACAAAGCAUCUGCAUGAUCUGCAUAGCGGUCCCCAAUCCCAUUGUGGCCGAGUAGCAUCAAUGAAGUCAUCAGAAGCUCAGAAGUAUGAGAAAAUUGACCUUGGCUGGACAUCAGCAAGAGAAAGUCCCCUAAGGAAUUACUGUAAAUCUCCUCAGAGGCAUCGUGAUUCUUUUUCCAGCUACUCUGAUAGUAGACAUGCUACUCGUUAUUCUCUCAAGUCACAAUACAGACCAGAAGCAAAACAUGAAACUGCCAUUACUCCUACAAGGAUAGUUGUUCUGAAGCCAAACCUUGGGAAAAUUCUGAAUGCUACCAAAACUAUUUCAUCACCUUGUUCUUCUCAAGCUUCUAUGUCAGUUUGCAGGAACCGCUCAGAUUUUCCUAACAUUGGAAAUAGGGAGGUCGAUGCAUGGGGAAAGAAAAAUUUCCCAGAUAAUGAGGGGCAGUCAAGGCAUAAGUCUAGAGAGUCUAGAGAAGUAGCCAAGGAAAUCACAAGACAAAUGAGAAAGAACAUUAGCAUGGGUUCUGUGCAAAUUUCAUCAUCUGGAUUUAAAGGGUAUGCUGGCGAUGAUAGUUCUUGUAGCAUGUCUGAGAAUGAAUCAGGAAAUGAAUCAGAGGUGAUUUCAGUAGCUUCCAAACAAUUCUCUGACAGACAUAACCAUUCCAGGCGCUCAUCAACCUGCUCUGCUGAAUCUUCUGUGAGUAGAGAGGCCAAGAAGAGACUCUCAGAGAGGUGGAAAAUGACUCAUAAGUCUCAGGAAAUAGGAGUGGCCAGCAGGGGCAACACACUUGCUGAAAUGCUUGCUAUCCCAGACAAAGAAAUGCAAGCCGCAAAACUGGAUGCCAUGAAAGGUGAGGCAGGAUUCAGAGAUAAAUUUGCCAGGGAAGAUGGACCUGUAGGGUGGGGUGGACCUCUUGGUAUCAGCAGUAGGGAUGGCUGGAAGGAUGAAUGCAUCAAAAGUUUAUCAAGAUCAAAAUCCCUCCCUGCUUCUUCUGGUGCUUUUGGGAGUUAUAAGACAAUGCGCCGGGAAACCAUACGUGAUAACAGGUAUCUGAUACCAUCAGAGGUGUUGAAGCAUAAAAGAAACCAAUCAGUAGAAGUUGAUUUUGAUCAUAGAGAAAGUGGGCGCAUAAACUAUAGAUCCAGGAAUAAAAGAUCGUAUAGUUCUCGCUCCUUAAGUAGGGAAAGUAUGGACAUUUCACCUGAAACUCCCAAUACUCCUGACAGAGUAAGAACAGAUCCUGUAGACAAGCAAUCCCAGCAGAAUAUGGCUGUUGUUGAGUCAUCAUCUGGUAAUGAUAUAGAUGCUAGUCCAGCUUCUGUAAAGUUGGUGGAUUUGGAUGUAUCAAUUUCUUCUGAAACACUUGACGCAUUCCCUCCGGAAUUAUCAGCUCGUAUGUCGGUGGAAGGUGAUUCCUGUAGCAGUCACCAAGUAAUUGCAGAGGAAUCAUCAACUAAACCAUCUGAUGACAAGUCAGUACUGUUUGAGCACUCUGUACCGGGUAUAGAAUCUCUUGCAAGCUCUAAAGAGGCUGAUCAGCCCAGUCCGGUUUCAGUUCUGGAAGUUCCUUUUAACGAUGAUGUUUCAUCUUCUUCCGACUGCUUUGAGACUCUCAGCGCUGACCUGCAAGGGCUUCGGAUGCAGCUUCAGCUACUCAAGUUGGAAUCGGAUUCAUAUGCAGAGGGAUCCAUGCUAAUCUCAAGUGACGAGGAUGCAGGAGAAGGAUCCUCUUGGUUUCGGCAUGCAGUAUGUAGGGAAGAAGAGAGUUGGGAGUCUUCAUACAUGGCUGAUAUGUUAACAGAAUCAGGUUUAAACAAUGCCGACCAUGAGACCUUCUUGGCUACAUGGCACGCUACUGAGUGUCCAGUGAGUCCUCAACUAUUCGAAGAGCUGGAGAAAAAGUACUGUGACAAGACUUCUUGUCCGAAAUCUGAGAGAAAAUUACUGUUCGACCGAAUAAAUUCAGGACUUCUGGAGAUGUUUCAGCAAUUCAGUGACCCUCACCCAUGGGUUAGACCUAUGAAGAUAACAGUUGGCUCAAAGUGGAUUAACAGAACUGCCCUCCAAGAUGGUCUCCGUAAGUUGCUAGCUGGCGAAGAGAAGGCCAAUGAGGAGAGUUUGGAUAAACUGCUGGAAAGGGACUCGCUGUGGUUGCAUUUCGGAGACUACAUUGACAUAAUAGGUAGGGAAAUAGAAAGGUCGGUGUUAGAUGAUUUAAUUGCAGAAGUAGUGGUUAUGUAGGGCAAAUCAGAGCCAUAGAUUUCAAUCAAACUUCAUUUCGAUCUAGAAUGCUGAAAAGUAUGUAUAUGAGGCAAUGAAGUGGUAAUUUCAUUAGAAGGGGAAUAAACAGAUUAGCAUAAAAUGUACAAUAGCAUCAAUCUGAGCAAGAAUGUUUCAUUUGCGUCUCUUGAGCAGGUAGCCGAUCUCUUCAAGGCUAAAUGCACAACUCAGCAAAUUAGAUAACAAAGACGAUUCGUGAUGCCGAUAUAACAGAUUAGCAGUUAAAACACGUUAGUGUUGCUAUGAAGAAAAAUGGUAUACAUUGAACUUGAGUUUGGCCGUAGUAAACUGCAGCCACGAAGUGGAGGGAUAAGUGUGGAAAAUAGUCCUCUAAUCCCAUUGAACGGGUAGCUUCUUUUAUGUCGAGUUAUCCUCCCUUAAAGCAUGGAAUUGAAGCUCCUUAAAAUGUAAAAAUUGGGUCU